UUACAACAGAAAAUUCGCUCAAUCGAAAAGAAAAAAUGUAACAUGGCGGAAUGAAUUCGUUGAGGUUUUCAAUGAAAGUGUUAAAGUAUCUUGUGUGCUUAAAGCCAAAAUUGUUGUUGAAAGAUAAUCUGAAAAAUGAAUUUUCGUUGAAUUGUUUUCCAUGCUCAGUGCGAAUGAAUCACAUGCCAUUGCGUGUGUCGUUCGAGUGUAAGAAAAAUUUUUGAUUAACAUUCAGUUCGUUCGACCAAAGAGGAAAAAAAAAAGUUCUACCAAACGAAACACAAAAAAAAUGUACACGAUUCAUCAUUCGGAAACGUCAUUCAAUCAAUACAAAUGUACAGAAACUGAAAGCGUCACGGAGAAAAGCUUCAAUUCGUUGUCAUUUACUUGGAUCAUAUCAGUCCAAAAAAAUUUUGCUGGCCAACUAAACAAUUUACCCAGCAACAACAGUACAAUCGAACAGAAAUGUUUAUUUUAAUGGAAAGAAUAAUGUUUUACUGAAAUAAGAAAAAAAAUGUUGUGCACUGUGUCUGGUGUAAAUCUGUGAUAUUUUUAACGUGAAAAAUCAACGAUGGACUUAGUUGUGCCAGCAGAAUUGGAAGAGCUUAUACUGUGCAGCUGCUGCCAUCUGCCAUUCAACGAUACGGACGCACUUCCCAAACUAUUUUCGUGUAGACAUCAUUUUUGCUUGAAAUGCGUUAAUUCGAUACUGCUAAAAAGUGGCGAACUAUAUUGCGUACAUUGCUGGAAACGAACGGAACUGCCAGCACCUGACAUGAAACCAGAAAGUCUGCCCACCCAUACGGCCAUACUGUAUCUGGCCCAGAAUCUGAGCAUGCUUAACAUGAAAAAAGCACCGGACAAAUCGUCUUCGCAACAUUCCACAUCGAUUCAACAGCAGGCCAAUCAGCAUCAGAAAGGUGAAAAUUGUCAUACGCACGCUAUGCCGAAUGGGCUGUGGUGUUUGAAAUGUCACAUGAUGAUCUGUCGUGCAUGCGCCGGUGCGGAAGAGCAUCGAUCGCAUAGUGUUAAGACGCAAAACGAAGCCAGAGAUACGAUUCGUGGCGAUGUUGCGGGGGAACUAAUAACGAUGCAGAAGACAUUGGUUGAGGUACAGCAUCUGGUGUUGAAACAACGCGAAUUCCUCUUAAAAAUUUUAGAAGCUUGCACCGCUUUAAAAACACAAAUCGAAACCGAACUCAUCAAUCACAUGCCGACGCUCGAAAUUGCCGAAAUGCGCGAAAGUCUUGGCAAGGCGAAAUUAUGUUUAGGAAUGCUGGAGCAGCAAUCACCUACCGAAGCGUACAAAUUGUAUUCGACGUUACACUUAGAAAAGCAACGACUACAAUCGAAACAUCAGGAAAUGUAUCUUCAAUGCAAGUUAGACGAUUUGAUUCGUCAUUACGGGUCAUUGUUCGAUUUUGAUUUGAUUAAACAAGCAUUAGCUGGAUUGCAGUCGGGCGAUCAGGCCAUAUCGUCGAUUUCAAUGAAUGGUUCUGGUCAUCAGAACCAAGUGCUGCUGUUGGCUAAUUAUUGCAUCUCGCAAUUGUAUUCUCGUCACGUACUGACGAACAAACAGCAACAGCUUUUGAGUAACAGCAAUGGCCACUACACGAGUCAAACAACAUCGCAAAUGUUGACCAGUUCGCCGCAUGAAGUAAAAACAUUCGCUGAAAUAGCUGGCUCUCCGAAGGGAGUCACCAACAACAACAACAAUAACAACAACAACAACAGCACCAACAUCAAUAACAACUACCUAACCGACAGCAUGGUAAAUCAUCAAACAUCCGGUGGCGUUCGACAUUCAUCCAUUUCAUAUAUGUCAUCGGAUUUGAAUGGCAUAGCAAUGAUGCAACAUCUUCAACAUUCCGGCCAACAGCAAAUGUCCUCAGCGGCCUCAACAUUAGUGCAAUCACCACAAUCGUCAAGUACAAUUAUCUGCAAUCCGACCGUUCAUGUCUAUCCGAUUUACUACUUUAAUAUCGAAAUUAAUGGUUCGUCGUGCGGUCGAAUUCUGAUCGAAGUGCGAAACGAUGUGGCGCCGAAAAUGGCUAAAAAUUUCGGUGCACUGUCCACCGGUGAAUUGGGCUUCGGCUACAAGGGAUGCCAGAUAUUCCAGUGCUGGGAAAACGAAAGCAUUAUAACGGGUGAUUUCGAACUGAAUAACGGCCGUGGCGGUCGAUCGGUGUUCGAGGAGGGAUUUUUCAUGCCAGACGAUACGAAAAUUCUGGCCAUACGCGGUUCGGUCGGUAUGCGUCGCAGUCAGAAACGUCAUGACAAUAUGGGCUUAGUGGGUUCACAAUUUCGCAUCAUUUUACGUGAGAUGCGAGGAUUUACGGGUAUUUUUGCAUUUGUCGUAGAGGGAUUAGAGUUAGUGGAGAAAAUUAGUCAAGCUGGCGAUUCGGCUGGUAAGCCACAGAGCAGUGUUAUGGUAGUCAGUUGCGGUAAAUUGCAAUAGUUUUAAGAUUGUUUUUAGACAAGAAAACGAAAAAGAAAAAAAAUGGAAACAAAAUCGUUUAGCAGGGCAGUUGGAACAAAACAAACUCGGUAUGUGGUUAGCUUUUAAUUCUUCGUAAUUUUUGAGCGUGUGCGAUAUGUUUUUCGUUUCUCGUUUUUUGAAUGUAUUACGUUUAAGUCAAAACUGGAGCACCGAAAGUAAAUAUAAAACAAAAUAAAAUACAAAAAAAGAAAAGAAAAUUAAACGAAGUGAAACGCAAGUUCAUCUAAUAACAAAAAAAAAUUGUUUAAAAAAAUGUGAUUAUGUUGCUAAGGAAUACAACCAAAUCAAUUGAUCAUUUGAAUGUUAGAAAUUUACAAAACAAAAUAUUGAAAGGGAUGUAUACAUCGAAGGGAAUCCUCAAGUUGCAAUACAAUAUUCAGCUAAAUUUAAGAAAAAAAAUAAUCGUAAAUUUCCUUCUCCAACUAUAGGCGGCAGCGGCAGCCAUAAACGAAUACUGGUCUAUCAACCAGAACAAAAUGCUUUACCCUAUCGAUUUCACAUCAAUUAACUUGGAUACACUGUCAAUAGAAUCGAUAACACUGUCUUCCUUUUAAAUUUUCCGUUUCAAAUUGAAAGGGGCUGACAACAUUCCUGUCAUCAUAGCACUGCUCCUAGCACUUACACUCUAAUUUCAUACAUCAAAUAAUCCUCCAAAUUUUGAUACAUGCGUGUUCAAUUCACAUUUCUUUGUGUGUGUUUUAACUAACUCCUAGAAAACAUGACUACUGUUUCAACGAAAGAAAUGUUAAACCCAUUUGAAUCAAGCCUCUGAAAAUUUUCAAUGUUAUUGCUGGGAGCAGUGUUAUGCUGCCAUAAUCGAUUCCUUGUGAAUUCUCCGAAGAUUAAUGUCGUCCAGAGAUUAAUCGAAAUCCUCUUUAUCCCCUUUCGUAUAUCACUUUUGACGUCCGAACGACAACAUAACAAAAUGAAAGAAAAAAUUCCAUUCAAAUGUUUUCAUCGAAAAAUGUCUAAAUGAAAAUGAAAUUUUUGACGAAGCCACCCCCAUGCCACCCAUAUAAAUAGCUAAUGAAAUAAAGAAAAAAGCAAAAAUAUUAAAAUUACAAAAACCAACAAAAAUAAUCAGGAAACGAAAUGAGCCAAACUAUUUUAAUAAAAAGAAAUUUAUUUAAAUUUCUUCUUAAUAGCAAGUACACAAUCACUAAGAAAAUAUUCAUGGAUAAAAACAGUAUAAAAAACAAAACGAUAAACCAAACUUUGACAAAUUUAAAACUUAAAAAAUAAAUUACUAAAUAAAAAACAAAGAAAAAUUAUUUAUAGCUGAGGCUUUUUGUGAUAGGUGUCUGAUUAUUAAAAGAAAAUAAUAAUUAAUUAAAGAGAAAACGUGUCAUUCAUUCAAACAAAUAUAAUAUUACACAGCAAACAUCACCCAGAUGAACAUCUAAAUAAAAUUAAAAACAAAAAUGGGCCACAGCAAACAUUUUUAGUCAAUGACGACCGCUAUUCCGAUAUAGAGCUCAGACCCAACCACCUUACACAUUUUCUUGGGCUACACGUGUCAUUCGCAAUUGAUAAAAAAAACGCAGCAGAAACACGUGAGCACAAAGCGAUUGUACCAAAUUCAUUUUAAUUGACAUCAGAGGGAACAAACAUUGUGACUGGUUGAGCUGUAUUUUGAUUCUUACUCUAACUACACAUAGCAACGUGAAAGAGAUCUAAUUAGAAAUUUUCUUUUGUUAUUAUGUCAAAUGUGACAGAAGAACAAAAGAAAAAUUUGAAUUCGGUGGCCCUCGCGUUCCUAUGUGUGGCUAAAGUUCUUUGUUACGGUGGGUGUAUUUUCCGGAUGAAUUGAACGUUAGCAACGAACGAAAAAUGAUGGGACACCACAAAUUCGGUUUUUGCUUCGCAGAGUUCUACAUUUUGAUUAAAAUGUAUGGAAAUGUUGGAUGCUCAUUUUCACGAAUUCACGCCGUAAAUGCGCUUUAUAAUUUGGAUCUUAAGUCAACAAGUGACCGAAUAGUGAACGAAAAAAUAAAAUAAAUUUCAACGCUUCCUUAUAUAAGAAUGGGACGAUUUAACGCUGCGUUAAAAAGACCUUUUCACGUUCCUUUUGAAUUGUCAGCGCAGUUAUGAAUUGAAAAAUUGAUUUUAUAGACAGGUUGAAUCGGAUUUUAUUACUAAAAUACGUCUCAUCGAUUUUAGUUAUAAUAUCGAGCUUUAAUUCAAAAUUUCAUUCGGUUAGUUUGAAGAAAAGCGUAAAUUUGUCACUAUUGACAGGAUAGUUUGGUUUAAACGAAAGAAAUUUACACGUUACACGUCAAAGCGAUAUAAUUGAAAAGAAGAUAAAUAUUUUAAGCAUAGUAAAAACGAAAUGACUAUUUUUGUAAUGCGGAAAAGAUUAAAAAAAACAAAACGAAGAAUUUGAC
Molecule: messenger RNA, 4884 nt
Organism: Bradysia coprophila
Lineage: Eukaryota; Metazoa; Arthropoda; Insecta; Diptera; Sciaridae
Biological process (GO): protein peptidyl-prolyl isomerization; protein folding
Cellular component (GO): cytoplasm
Molecular function (GO): cyclosporin A binding; peptidyl-prolyl cis-trans isomerase activity; zinc ion binding
Source: RefSeq, a predicted model, not a curated record